Molecule: messenger RNA, 2906 nt
Organism: Lagopus leucura (white-tailed ptarmigan)
Lineage: Eukaryota; Metazoa; Chordata; Aves; Galliformes; Phasianidae
Gene: WDPCP
Product: WD repeat containing planar cell polarity effector
Exons: 18
Biological process (GO): nervous system development; establishment of protein localization; cilium organization
Cellular component (GO): axonemal basal plate
Molecular function (GO): protein binding
Source: RefSeq, a predicted model, not a curated record
ACUCGGUGUGAUGCACACAGGCCUCUGGAGAUUGGAGUGCAGCUCAGUGCUUGGGCUCCCAUCUGCCAUCAGAUGACUUUCUGCCUGACUGAGCUGCACCUGUGGUCUUUGAAGACUACCUUACAUAUUAGCGAUGAAGACAUUGGGGUACAUCAGUACUAUGACAAGAAAGAGCCAGGAUCACAAAUGAAGCAUGGUUAUUUGGAAGAGAAGCAAAAGCUAGCAGAAUCUCGAGAUUACCCUUGGAUACUGAAAAACAAACGACCAGAAAAACUGCGAGAUACACUGAAGGAGGUUGAGGACUUAAUGCAAAACGGUCGAUGUGUGCUGAGCAAAUGGAAGAACAAAUGUAUCUGCCAGCUCCUCUUUCAUUCGGGUAUACUGGUCUCCCUAAGCCUUUCUGGGCCACAGCUGGAGAAAGUGAUGAUUGACAGGACCCUGGUGGGGAAGCUCAUCUCCGACACCAUCAGCGAUGGUAUUCUUUCGGACAAUUUCAUCAUCUUGUCAUUUGAGGACUACAACCAACUCUGUUUCAUUCAGUUUACAAAGAAGAUGGAUUCUACUGAUGUAAACAGAAGAAAACAUGAGAAACUCUCUUGUUUGGAUUUUAAGAUUUCUUACACUGAUAUACCUGGACUAGAAGGUAGGAGGAUGAAACGUCACCUGGCAAUAAACUGUAUGCAAGAUUUGGCCAUUUGCUGGUGGUCAGCAGCUAUUGAUGGAGCAUGGCCUUGGUCUCCUAUUUCCUGUGAAAGGGACAGAGCCAACCUACUGCUGUUAGGCUGUGCACAUGGCAAACUGGAGGUUCUGAGUUACGUUCGUACAGAAUGGGAUCCACUCGACGCUAGCUUUAGCACUAAGGAGCCUUACCAGGUUCACACAGUUGAGCACUCCAUCUCUGCAGAUAAAAAGCCCAUGGCUGACAGCUGCAUCUACAACUGUGUUAGAAACAAAAUUCGGUGUGCAGCAGUCACCAGAAUACCUCUACAGUCAAGGGCAAUCAGCUGUUGCAGAAAUAUUACAGAAGACAAACUAGUCCUGGGCUGCGAAGAUUCAUCAAUAAUUCUUUAUGAUGCGUACAACCAAGUGACUCUGUUAGCCCAAGCAAAACUAUUGCCUGCAUUAGUAACCUACCACCCUUCUGGGGCCAUAUUCCUGGUUGGAAGCUCUCAAGGGGAGCUGCAGAUUUUUGACACGGCACUAUCCCCAGUUAAAAUUCAGCUCUUAGCAGACAACUAUUCACCUGAGGCAACUCUGCAAUUCAGCAAACACUUUGACGUGUCUAGCAGCCUCAUCCAGAUUCAGUGGGCUGCUGCUCAAGCUGCAUCUCCCAGUGCUGAUGGCAUGGAUGUCCAUGAUCUUUUGUUCAUUAGGUUUGACAAAGGACCCUUAGGAGUACUUCGCUUUAAACUUGGUGUGAUAACAAGAGGACAGCUGGGCCUUGUGGAAAUCAUCCACCAAUACAUUCGUUAUGAUGAGAUACAUGAGGCAAUUAACGUCCUGAACACCAUGAACUGGAACACGAUGGGCCAUCAGUGUUACAUCUGCUUGAGUGCCAUUGUCAAUCACCUACUUAAACAAAAGCUUACACCAGACAGAGAAGCACAGCUUGAGGCAAGCCUUGGAACCUUUUAUGCUCCAACAAGACCCCUCUUGGAUACAACUGUGCUGGAGUACAGAGACCCCAUCAGCAGAUAUGCAAGAAGGUUCUUCCACCACCUGCUCAGGUAUCAGAGAUUUGAAAAAGCAUUUCUACUAGCUGUUGACAUAGGUGCUCGGGACCUCUUUAUGGACAUCCAUUACCUCGCUCUAGAUAAGGGUGAAUUGGCACUAGCUGAAGUGGCGAAGAAAAAGGCUAAUGACAUUGAUGCAGAAUCAAUAACUACUGGAAUUGAACUCCUGGGGCGUGCAGAUGAAGAGGAUACAUCGCACGAGGCCUUUGGUGGUCAGGUCCCAGAGCACCAAACUGAGCACGACGUGCCCACAGCCAGCCCGGCUAUGCUGGCCUCUUCCCACAGAUCCACUUGCUGUGGACUGGUGGAGGAUAGUGAUGGGGAGCCUGGAGCAGGUGUCACCUCCCUGAUGGAGAAAUCCUCUUCUGAGCACCAGGAAGGAAAUUUGAGAGCAGUUCCUUCAGAACAGGGGCCGCGGGGCAGAGACUCUCUCCAAGUCGUGCACCUGGGGCUGGUGUGACCCUUUCCGUGGCGUCUGUGGAGAGCCCACCAGACACAGCUCCAGGCGGAGAAGACCUAUGAUGGCAAGCAUGGCCAUGCCCCACAUGUGCCUACAUCUUGGUGACAUUGUUCCCGUGCCACUCACUGACAUUAACAAAUGGACUAAUUGCAGCUCCCUGCUAACUGCAUGGACUGGUUGCACUGGGUGCAGCCAUAAACUUCUCCUGUGUUAUAUAUUUUAGCAAUCUGUGCUCGGAAGCAGAUUUGAAUUUCCACUUCAGGCUCCGAGAACCGUUCCAUUGAGAUAGGGGCAGAUAACAUCUCCACUCAGGAUACCUCUGUGCCUUUCACAGUCGGCGGCGUUUUGCUAAGAAUGCUCUCCAUUUUCAUAUCUCGCUGUAUCAUCUCAGCUGAAUAACCAUUAUUUUGCCUUUAAAAUAAGACGCGGAGCCUCUUAAGCACCGUUCCAUCGGAGCCCCGAUCCCAAUCGGCCCCUCGCAGCGCGCCGAGGGCAGCGAGCCCUGCGGCAUCGCCGGGUUUAGGGCCGUGAGGGCGGGUUCCGGGGCUCUCUCCCCCUUCCAUCCCAUCACCAUCGUCUUAAAACUGUUUUUUUCUGUCCUGAAAAGGAAGGUGAGCUGUAAACGUUUUUGGUUUUUUUUUUUAAUCUGAAGCGAUUUGUGAACAAAACACCUGUAUGGAGCACAAUAAAAGAUGUGUGCUUGCUGUCGGCCA